Aspergillus aculeatus ATCC 16872 is the source of this 876-nucleotide messenger RNA. RefSeq names its product RTA1 domain-containing protein. NCBI's taxonomy places the organism in Eukaryota, Fungi, Ascomycota, Eurotiomycetes, Eurotiales, Aspergillaceae. Bases 1 to 876 code for a protein of 291 amino acids. Gene Ontology annotation, cellular component: membrane. The record is from RefSeq and is a predicted model, not a curated record. The transcript has 2 exons.
AUGGCACAACUCAAACCCUUAGAAGGAGGCUAUUACCUCUGGACAUACCUGCCUUCUAUUCCAGCGGCCGCGAUCUUCGCCGUUCUGUUUGGACUGGUAACCUGUUAUCUGUUCUUCAAGCUCUUCCAAACUCGAGCAUGGUACAACAUCUCCUUCAGCAUCGGCGGUAUAUUCGAGAUCGUCGGCUACAUCGUGCGGAUCCUGAACUACUCCAACACGGCCUCGAUCGGCCUCUACGCGAUCCAAAGCGUGCUCAUCCUGCUGGGCCCCGUCCUGUUCGCCGCAACCGUCUACAUGACCCUAGGCCGCAUCAUUCGCAGUCUGCCCCGGCGACUCACGGCCGCCACCGAGCCCAAGGCCAGAAAUGUCUCGCUCAUCCCGCCCAAGUACCUCACCAAGCUGUUCGUCGCCAGUGACAUCCUCUCGUUCAUCGUGCAGGGGAGCGGCGUGGGCCUGAUGGUACGGUCGACAGGCCAGACGACGGCCAAGGCGAUCACCGUGGUCGGCUUGCUGAUCCAGGUGAUCAUGUUCUCGUUCUUCAUCGUCGUGGCGCUGGUGUUCCACCGGCGUGUUAAGGCGCAGCAGCAGCAUAACCAGCAACAGAUCCGGCUGGGCCAGUACGGCCGCCCGUUGGAUCGCUUGAUGUAUAUGCUGUAUGCGGUCAGUGCGCUGAUUUUGGUCCGGUCGAUCUUUCGUGUCAUCGAGUACGCCAUGGGAAUGCAUGGGUAUAUUCUGACGCAUGAGUGGACGCUGUAUGUCUUUGACAGUGUCUUGAUGUGGUCCGUGAUGGUCAUUUGGGCCGUGGGGUUCCCCGGGAAACUUGUGGAGGAGAAGUCGGGGUAUGAAGUGGAGAUGGAUGAAGAAAGGAUAGUAUAG